CAGAGAAGUUACGCAGCUCAAAGCCUGUAUAUGCCUGCCCUAUGUUAUUUUACGACUUGAUUGAAAGAAGUGUUUCCUACUACAGGCCACGCCGUAUAAAAUGUACAGCCCCGAGAACUGCGACUUACAUAGACAUGACAUGCCUGAUUCCGAGGGAAUGAAGGCAUUUCACCCGCAUGGAACGAAACGCCACGCGGUCGAAAUGUAUGAAGAUAAAUUAGAAGAGAUGUCGGCUAGAAAGAAAUCAAGAAAUUAUCUCGACACGCACAAAAGUAUAGAGAAAAGACGCCGUGACCGAAUAAACAGUUGUUUAAAUACUUUGAAAACACUAGUACCCGGAUGUAGGGUGUAUAAUGUUACGGCAUAUGCAGCCAAGAAGUUAGAAAAAGCUGAAAUAUUGGAGAUGACAAUUGAUUAUUUAAACAAGAUUCAUCAAAUCUACCCAGACGGCUUGUUGAACGACAAGGCGGGGUGUUGCGGCGGCAAUGAUCAAUUGGUAAAUGAAAUAACACAAUGGGUUCAAGAAAAGAAACGUUGCCAUAACAACGUAGACGAUUUCGUCCACACUCUUAUAGGUUAUUUGCAAACUUGCAAUGAAAGAUCAAGGUAUGACACUAUAUUACAUAGUGCCAUCAAAUCAGAGCCUCUUAGUCAUGAGUGUAGCAAAAAGCAUUGCAAAUUCGACGUAUCUAGAAUUGAACGAGGUCGACAUUCUAAUAAUGACAAGUUAGACGAGCCGCUACCAACGCUUCAGCGUGAAAAUGGGUCGCCACUACCAGAUCAUGCUAAUCGCGAUGACUCAUCGUGCUCAUCUAGCGAGUGUUCUAUUAUCGGGAGUGGAAAGAUGCCAAGUCCACCGUUGAUGACGGGGCCAACCGAUCACCUCAGUACAUUUCAACCAGCAUUUUCUGAUCUUUUAAAAUCACUAGGCCAAGCCAGUGCAGUAUCUACACCUAGCUAUUACGAUUUUCAAAAGCAUCCAAGCGGAUAUCCAACAUCCCACCAACAAUUACAUAGUCGCCAGGCUAGCCACACAGACAAUCAAAACGUGAGGAACCCAUCGACUUGUACCCCAUGUAACUCACUUGACGAAGCAUGCACCUGUGGGGCAACAGCUCGAAUGCAAAAUAAGCUACAGGCAGAACAUCUUAACAAUGAACACGAAUUUCCACCAAUGUUAAAUGCCCAAUCACCAGCAAUGAACAUGAACGCUCUUCAACACAUGGUCACACAGCAUUUAAAACUUCCAGGUACAUCGCAAUCACUUCUGAGUUCAUUGGCUGCACUGACUUGUAACAUUGUAGCCCAAACGUUGCAGAAACCACCAGCACCUCCAUGUCCUCCGCGAUCACCACGACCUCCACCACCAACACCGUCCGAUCGUCACUACCACCAACACCCACCACCACCGCCAUCACCACCACCUCCGCGACCAAUGUCACAGCAGUCUCGCCAACACCACCAUUAUCACCCACGUGUACAGCGACAACAGGUCAAUAUCAUUGCGGAUUACCAACACCAACCAAGGAAUGGAGACGUCCACGAUACCAGUAACAGCACCCAUAGGUACAAUGCAUCCUCAGAAUACACUGGAGGCCCCUUCCCACAAAAGAAUGGAGCUGACCGGGACACUAGCAACAACAGCCAUGGAUACUAUACGCCUGAGUAUUCUGGGUCCCCAUUUCCACAGAAGAAGAACCAACACAUUACCAACAAUGAAGACGUGGUAGUAGAUAAUAUGCAAAGUCUGAUGCAAGACCCAGUGAAACUAAAUAACCAAGAAUCAGAUGAAGAACGGCAAAGCCGAGACGAUUCGUGUAUUUUAGGAAACGAGAAUCAAAACAGUCCAGUAUGUAGCAGCUCAUUCACCGACCUGCUGAGAGUUCUGGAAACUACUGCAUGGCAACCAUCUACCGUUCCUGAAGUAGGCGACGACAAUACUGUAUCUCUGCACGAUCUAUCUGCGUGCAUACCUGGACAAGAAUAGAACACAUUGCGUCAGACUUCCAACGUUUCGUCAUAUCCGAUUAGAAAUUAUCUAAAGCAAACACCGCGAACAAUGACGGACAUGGUAUUAUUCGGAAAGGAGUAUACACCGAUACUAACACAAUUUCCUCCACUGACAUUGUAUUCUUAUUUUAAUAGAGGUCAUGGGUCAAUCAGUUUUUGAACUUCUUUUUACUUUCACGGGUAUAAUACAUGAUUUACCAUGCACAUUCUCAGAAUAUCGUCAAAAUAUAAAUAAAAUAUUAAUA
Molecule: messenger RNA, 2255 nt
Organism: Saccoglossus kowalevskii
Lineage: Eukaryota; Metazoa; Hemichordata; Enteropneusta; Harrimaniidae
Molecular function (GO): protein dimerization activity
Source: RefSeq, a predicted model, not a curated record